Molecule: messenger RNA, 2114 nt
Organism: Lethenteron reissneri (Far Eastern brook lamprey)
Lineage: Eukaryota; Metazoa; Chordata; Hyperoartia; Petromyzontiformes; Petromyzontidae
Source: RefSeq, a predicted model, not a curated record
ACGAGGCAAAAUCGCGAGCGGCCGUAAACAUUUUAACGAUUUUAAUCGACGCGCAGAUCAUUAAUUACAACUAAAACAACCGUUGGAGAUCAUCUUUUUUGUGUGCCACGAUUACAAGAAAGACGAUCACUUAAAAAAUAUACAAAAAUUAUUCCCCUCACGCGUUAAGAGAGCCAAUGCUGUGUGUGGUUGUGUUUAGGAGAGGUGGUUGUGUCGCUGCUGUUGGGUCUCACUUCUUGCUCCACGAUGUUUCCCGGGACCCUGCCAAUGCUGCUGCUUCUGCUGGUCUGGCCCGUGAGCCCAGUGCUUUGCUGCUUGCGCUGCUCACCGAUCUUUGAGAACGUGCGGACGCAGCUGAAGGUGCCAAUCCAAGGCUUGAGCGCGGAGCAGAUGCAACAAGUGGACAACGUCAUAAUGGAGAUUGGCAGCAAAGAGGCCCCAUUUCUGUUCGAUUUUGACGACGUGGCACCGAUUUACAUGAAGAAGGUUGUCGAUAUCAUUGACUCCAUGAAGCCAAAGGGAUUAUUUGACAGCCUCAAAUCGAUGAAGAUUCCAGGAAUGUUGGGUGGCAAAAACGACGUCGAUAUUCCAGAUGUGCUGAGGAAGUUAAUCACUCUCGGAAGAGAAUACGACGAAGUGAUCCAACAGCUUGCAGAGGCGCCGUGCGAAAACUGUGAUAGGAAAUCAGUGCCGGCAGUGAAAUGCGGCACAUGUGAACGGGUGGUCAUCAAAUGCUCCGCAUGUAGUUUCCUCAACAGGAUUCGUGGCAACAAUGACCUCCUCCGGCUAUUGGGAUGCAGUAUGCUGGUGGUCAUCCUCAUCUUCAUCAUCGCCAUUCUCGUGACUUCAUUUAAGAAGGAGGAAGAUCCACAGAGUGUUAUGCUGAGGGAGGUAUUGAGUGGCAAGGAGUUCAAACCAGCUCUCCAGACUCAUUCCAAGAAGAAAAAGAAAAUUAGUAGUGAACAUAAAGUACCCUCCUCUAAACACCACUCACAAAACAAAAGUCCCAAAGCUGGCAAGACCAAACAAACCCCAGCUCACCCCACGACCCCUUAACCUCCCCCUCAUAACCACUACCAUUCCUGUUCCCUUUUCGCUAUAUAAAUCACGUUAACAUAAGAAGCAAACUAACACAACACCGCACGCAGCGAUAGCCAACGCGAGCUUCACGCUCAACCCAGCACUGAACCUACAGCCAGUCGAACAUUACUCUCAUGCGGCCGAGUGGGUGGAAGAGUCCUACUUGAUGGAGGCCUGGCCUUCGGACCCCACAUGGGAAACGGAGUGGAGCAGCAAGGACGUUCAGGGUGAACGCCUCGUACGGGGACCGGGCGUCGUGCCUCCUGCCUUUGGCAUUCAUCGGGGCCAACUGGCGUGCCACACGUCAGCCACGUCAAGUCAUCUGAUCGCUGUGGUCUGCGCUCCUCCGGCAGAGGAGUGGCAGGGCUGCACUGGCUCUCUCCUGGGGCUCUCUGCUGGGGCCUUCUGGAGCCGGAAGACCUCGGCGUUGGCACUGCGCUGCAAAGGCUGCUCAGGCGCCGAGUCGGGAGAGACAUCACACGCACUAAACACACACACACACCAUCACCUCGGCAAACACCUAGGAAUCUUAAGAGCGUUAGCCCCGGUAUCAGAUCCCCUCCGCUGAGUUUUUCACCCCUAGCCUGCCUAGCGAGUAAAAAUUGUCUGGGUUUUCUCAGGAGGAGGGAAAUUGGCAAAGAUUUGAUAUGCAGGGAAUGAUACCGGCCGGAUCCUAUAAUAAAAGGGGGGUGAGGCAGGAUGGGGCCACCCAUCCAGUAGCCGAGCCGGUGAAGGUUGUUGUGUAAUAAGUAAGGAACACAACUUUGUGCCGAUAAAAGGCGAAGGGAAUGCAGGUCUGUUUGCAUUAGUAAUUAGAGCGUAAUCAGACCUCAGCAUGUAUCUCUGGGCUCUCGCGAACUGACUCGUCUCUCCGCGUGACGGCUGCGAAGAUACAGGCAGAGUGCGAGGCGUGAGCAGGUGCCGCAGCGUAAAUACGCGGGAGAUUUGUCCAUUCCAACGUUGUGUCCUUCACGGGCGUCACUCCCGGAAACAGCGACUACUUUGUUAAGCAUGAAUAAACUCGCAGAACGGUA